Molecule: messenger RNA, 1541 nt
Organism: Calidris pugnax (ruff)
Lineage: Eukaryota; Metazoa; Chordata; Aves; Charadriiformes; Scolopacidae
Gene: AQP5
Product: aquaporin 5
Exons: 4
Coding region: 83-880 (265 amino acids)
Biological process (GO): transmembrane transport
Cellular component (GO): apical plasma membrane; plasma membrane
Molecular function (GO): water channel activity
Source: RefSeq, a predicted model, not a curated record
AACUGGGCGCAGACAGAAGAGCCUGGAGACAGAGGAAACCUCAACUUUCUUCCUUCCCCGCUGCCCUCCACCCGCUCCCACCAUGAAGAGGGAAAUACUAACCCUGGCCUUCGCUCGGUCCGUCUUUGUGGAGUUCAUCUCCACGCUCAUCUUCGUCUUCAUCGGCCUCGGCUCAGCCCUGAAGUGGCCGUCUGCCCUCCCCAGCAUUCUUCAGAUCUCGCUGGCCUUCGGGCUGGCCAUCGGCACCUUGGUGCAGGCAUUUGGCCACAUCAGCGGCGCCCACAUCAACCCGGCGGUGACCAUCGCCUUCUUCGUCGGGAACCAGAUCUCCUUCCUCCGGACGCUCUUCUAUGUCAUCGCCCAACUGGUGGGGGCCAUUGCCGGGGCUGGCAUCCUCUACGGGGUGACACCGACCAACACCCGUGGCAACCUGGCCAUCAAUGCGCUCAACAACAACACAACCCCUGGCCAGGCCCUCGUGGUGGAGAUCAUCCUCACCUUCCAGCUGGCCGCCUGCAUCUUUGCAUCCACGGAUAACCGGAGGAACGGCAACGUGGGCUCCCCAGCACUGUCCAUCGGCCUCUCAGUCGCUGUAGGGCACUUGGUGGGGAUCUACUUCACCGGCUGCUCCAUGAACCCAGCCCGGUCCUUCGGGCCCGCGGUCAUCGUGAGGAAGUUCAGCCCGGCACACUGGGUGUUCUGGGUUGGACCCAUCCUCGGGGCUUGCUUGGCCGCUCUGCUCUACUUCUACAUCCUUGUCCCCUACUGCAUGAACAUGUCAGACAGGGUUGCCAUCGUCAAGGGCACCUACGAGUCAGAGGAGGAAUGGGAAGAGAGGAGAGAGGAGAGAAAGAAAUCCAUGGAGCUGACCCCACCAUAGGAACGGUUGAGAGAAAAAAAAAAAAAAAAAAAAAAAAAAACAAGCAAAAAAGAAGGGGGGGAAGCCCCCCAACAUGGGCUCAUGUGUGCACCAAAGCCAGACAAUGAACAUCCAGCUACAGUAGACUCUUAAGCGAAACUCUUUUAACUCAAAGGCCAUCUGCGACACAGCAAGGAGUAUGGCAGAGUCUGUGUAUAUAGUCCCUCUCUGUUGAGUGUGAGCGCUAGAACCUCUCCGAGCUUCUCUGCAGCCAACCAAGCCCAACCCAAGACCCUCAGCCCCGGGUAGCCCCUCAUCUGGGGGUUUCCCACCCCCUCGGUGACAUCCCUGCCCUCCCGGGGUGCCGUGAUUUCCAGAGGGCUGACACCCCACCUCCUGGCAUGCUCAGGGUCUCACCCCUGCGCCAGGUGGCCCAGGGGAUGGAUGGAGACACCAUGUGGAGACCAGCAAAGAAGAAGGAUGGCUUUGGGCAGGUGGGUGCAGCAAAAACCCCCCGUUUUCCCCUCACCCCACCACAGGGCCCACACUGCUCAUAGAUGCUCUUUCAUGCAUUAGCUGGUGCUGGUGAGUCUUAUUUAUUCGUGGCUGCAGAAAGGAACGUGAUUUUUUUUUGGAUUUUGUGUUGAGAUCUUUGUAAUAUACUAUAUUAUUUAUUGUGAAU